ACAUAGAUAUACGUGGAAAAUAUUUUGCAUCGCGGGAAGAAAAUGUGUAACUCCAGGAAGUUAAUGUGAUUGUUAUGUCUACCAGUUAUUUUGUAUUAGUCCUGAUCAGCUAGCUUUAGUAUAAGUUUGUUAGUCAUUCUCUCCAACUGUAUCAGCGAUAUUAAAGAAUCGCGUUCCUUGCACGUUUGCCAAUUCGCGUCUUCAGCGACACAGCUGUUUGUUCGCUGCUGUAUUGUGUAGUAGUCACAUGUCUACAAGGUGUACACAAUCUUAGCUGCCAUAUUGAGACGAGGUUUGUGGAUGGUGAUUAAUUUUGUGGAAGGGGGAACAAAACUUUGAUUUGCAUCUAGCGCAUCUAAUCGCCGUUAAACCAUCUUCCCAAGAUUUUUAUAAUCUUAAAUAUCUUAUCUUUCUUCUUGUGGGUGCUAAUAAAAUUUGCCAAAAUUCCGGUCCCUACAAAAAUACGUGAAGGCGCCUACCCCGGCAGGAGCGAGGAAGGCAGAAUGAACAACAAACGGAAAACCAGACCGAAUGCUUCAAGGUCUCCACGUACACGUCCGGAGAGAAGCGUGACAGCUGAUGGCAUUUACCAGAAUCCACAUUUCAUGCACGCAAUUACUAGUCACGUUGGCAAUAACGUUUUGAUAUCAACUCUAAAUGGAUCGGUAUUUGAAGGAGUUUUCCGAACAUUUUCAAGCCAAUUUGAUGUUGUUCUUGAGAUGGCACACAAAGUUAAUACAGAUGAUCCAAGCAAAAUUGAUAUCGAUACUGUUGUUGAAAAGUUAAUUUUCAAGCCUGAAGAUAUUGUUACAAUUGAAGUGAGAGAUUGUGAUUUGGAAUAUGCUACAAGAGAUACGUUUCAGACUGAUACUGCCAUAAGCAAAUUCAAUGGCAAUAUAAGUGGAGAGCGUGAGCUUGAGCCUUGGGAUGAACCAGGUUGUAAUGGAGAUGAAUUUGAUCUUGAUUCGAAUAGUUCGCUCGGUUGGGAUCCUAAUGAAAUGUUCCGCAAGAAUGAGAGAGACUAUGGCGUUCAGUCGUCGUUUCAGCCAUCAAUGGAAUCUUAUACUGUGCCAUUACAGAAGAAAGAUACAAAAGAAUUCAAAGACGCGGAGGCAAAAGCAGCAAAAAUUGCAAGUGAAAUAGAGAGUAAUCCAAAUUACAAAGCACGUGCUGAAUUGGAGAACGGUGACGAGGAGGAACGUUUUGCGGCAGUUAUCCGGCCAGAUGGCCAGGGUGAAGCAGGCAAAUAUUUGCCUCCACAGAAGCGCAAGACGGGCCCUGCACCACCAUCUGCAGGCAAGGGUGUACGUUCGACCCCUCCACCACAGCCCCAAAUGUCUCAACCGUCGCAACAGCCAGCAGCAGCACAGCAGCAGCAGCAACAGCAGCAGUUGCCACAGUUACCAUCUUCCACAAAGGCGUACCCACCUCUCCCACAAACAAAUAGCUAUCACCAUUCGGUAAUAUUUUCAGUUUCUCAGCAGCAACAGCAGCAACAAUCUUCUCAGCAGCAGCCACAACCGCAGGCACAGGCCGCCCAGCCACAGGCUACACCACAGCUGCCAAUGCCGAGGCAUCCUUCACCUGGCUCCCCUGUUGUUUCUGUGGGCAUCAGAGAGCCCAAAGUCAAUGGAAUGGAACCAAAGGCUCAGCGGACACCACAGAUAAGGGGAGGCACUCGAGCUUUCACAAACGUGGAAUCUCAGGGACAUCAUCAGGGACCCACAAAGCAACAUCCAGUGGCUAUAACGCCAUCAUCUGUUCCGCCAGCACCGUUUCCGAGUGCAGGAGCAGGAACAAGUGUGCCUCCACAGGGUCAACCUCCACAACAGGCUCCGUUAGCCACAGUUCACCAGGCACAGAGCCCUUUACCUGCCUCGCCAUCCCCAGUCCGGUCUCCUGCAAAUGAUGGGGUAGGAAUUGUCCCAUCUGUGACCGCUCCAACCACAAAGAUUGCAGAUCAGCAGACAGCCCCCUCUUCUGUAUCGCAGCAACAGCAGCAGCUGCCACAACCAGCUCUGCCAACCACAGCUCCUAAUCAAUCCCAAGGGUCACUACCACGAAGCAAGGUUCCAGCUGGACGUGGUCGGGAAGAACAACUGGCAGAGCUGAAGAAAUUUGGACAAGACUUCAAACUGGCUGAAGUGGAUAGCUCCGACAGGAAACAGCACCAAAAUUCUACUGCUCCACCAUCAUCUGUUUCCCAACCAUUGCCGCAGCAUCAGGUUCAGACACCACAGCCACAGCAGCAGCCUCUCGUCCAGCAGCAGCAACAGUCAGCACCUUCUGCCCAGCAGCAACAACAACAACAACCUGCACUGCCCACACAGCAGCAGCAGCAGCAGCAGCAGCAGCCAGCUGUAGUGCAACCACAGCAACAGCAGCCGCCACAGCAGACGGAAGAACAUAAGGAGCAGGGAGAAAGUGCUGACAAGGUGUCAAAUGCCCUCAAGAAGUCUACACUAAACCCGAACGCAAAGGAGUUUGUGUAUAAUCCCAAUGCCAAACCAUUUACUCCUAGGUCACCCAGUACACCAACACCAUCAAGACCUCAUACCCCUCAAACACCACAAUAUGCUGCUGGUAUGGCAAUGGUGGUUCCAACAUAUGUAGUGACAACAAGCCAACCUGCUUUCACAAAUCCUAACCAAGGAAACCGCUUCCGUAAAAUCCAGGUGAUGCCGCACCGGAAUGAUAUUGCAUCCCAGAUGUCGGUAGCAGCAGCUACAGGGCAGCCGCUGCUUGCCCCAGCACCUGCACCGAUGCAUUCGCAGUUUACAGUGCCGUAUGCUCCUCCAGGUCAUAUGACACCUCAGCCAUACCAUCAGCAGCAGAUGGUUCGAAUGGUGGCACAACACGGAGGUGGUGUUGUGCCCCUAGGAGCUGUUCCCACGUCAGUCAGCUACCACCACGAGUCCCCGGGACCUCAGCCGGCACCUGGUCCCCAGUUGCAGUAUGUGCCGGCCGCUCACGCGGCAGCUGUCGGACCACCUCACCCACAUCAUCCGCAUCACCCGCACCACGCCCACCACCACGCUCACCACCAUGCGCCACCUCCCCCGCCGCCGCCUUCGGGUGGCGGCCCAGGCACCCCGUCACCUGCACAAGCAGCCGGCAACCCAGGAGGGCCUCCACAUGCACACGCAGCAGCAGCUGCUGCCGCUGCUGCGCAGGGCGCGCCCACUUACCACCACCAUCCUGGAGGAUCACCAGCGGCUGGAACUCCUGGCGGCCCCGCGGGAUACCAGCAGGGUCCGCCCCCACCUCCUCAGGGGCCCCACCCUCCGGGCCCGGCACCACCUCCCCCGCCACCACAUGCUUUCCCUGUGGUGUGCCCUAUCCUUCCUACACAGCAGCUGGGACCCCCACAUGCCCAUGCACCUCACCAUGUCGUGCAGCAGGCGGGUGCUGUUCAACAGGCUGCUGCUGCUGUUCAAUAUAUUCAUCAACACCAGGGUGCCUACCACCACCAACACCCUGCAGCUGCAGUUGGCAGUGGGCAACCACAUCCUAUACAAGUGAUUCUGCCACACAAUCAAUGACAAGGAGUCAGAAAUUAGUAGAUAAUCUAAUUAUUAAGUAAAAUUGCAAGUGCAGUUGGAGUUAAAAGUAAAAAUGAGUACUGGUGGCAAUGUUAUGGAAUGGCAGCUUUGAGGGAAGUAGUUGAGUGUGUGCAUAAGAUGCGAGAGAUUACACAUGAGCAAACUAUAUAAAGAUUCCUUUUGACGUACAAAAACGGGGAAAAAGCUCCCACCUUUUGCAUCUGUGAUUAAGUUAAUCUUUCUCAUUUCCAUCCCACAAUACAUUGCUUAAACAAUAACUGUGGCUUGUGUAUGUUCCACAAGAAGGUUACAAAGAACAUUGAUGAUGGAGCAAGGAAAAGAGAAUGGAUACUCAAACAAAUAAGGUGCCUGUGAUAUAUUUUAUGCAACAAUUUCAUGAUGGUGCUUCUGAUGAUGACGCCUCAUAAUGAGGCAGCAGCAGAGUGCUGAGGUGGCUCAUUUUAUAUUUUGUAGAUUUUAAUGCAAUACUUACAUGAGGUAUUUUAUUUACCUCAUACUUUUGUAACUUUAACUGAAGGUGUGAUGAAGCAUCUACAGUGUUUGAUAGUGCAGUUGUUGAGGCCUAAUUCAAAAUAAACAGUAUGGUAGCAGUUUUUGCUGUGUCAUAUAUUGAAUCAGUUAUUUCUCACAUAAAGCAAGUUAAUCGUGUACUUUCAUGUACCCAAAUGAACUCAUUUACUUGUAUUAUUUUCUUCUCUACUUUCAUCAUCGUGGUUGACUUUUAAGGUUGUUUUUUUAUUAUUAUUUUCAUUGGUAAGCAAGAGUUCACUACUUCAUCUGAGGUGGUGUUUUAAGUGGUGUAGCUAUCACUCCAGCAGUAGGAGGAAAAUAUAGGAGACAUGUGAAGGAUGUGUCUUCCAUCAGUCAGAAUUUCUCAAAUAGCUGUUACUAGGAGUGAGAUAUACUGUUUUACAAUAACAUUUAUUAGUUUCAGGAUUUUGCAAUUAGUAUAAGAUCAAUGAAGCAGAGUCAGAAAGUUGUCUUUCAAACAAGUAUUAGAAAAUUUUGUCUAUCACUAUGUUCAUGUGAUGGCAUGCAUUCUUAUGAAAGCGUUACAUAAUUCAUGAUUAUAUUUAAUUCUUUGUCUUUAUGGGAAAAGUGUUAUAGUUUAGAAAAUUGAAAGUAUUCUUCUGCAUAUUUCACAAAAUAGUAGCAGAUAUUGAAUAUUCGAUAAAACAGUGUCCUUACAUGCUUUGUGAUGAAUCCCCCAACCAGUACGUAAAGUGGUGUGGGAGUUGAUGUGUUGGGAUAUGUUUGGCUUUCUCAUACUUCAUCUUUUUUUAACAAACUUCGAAAUGUGUUGAAUUUUGUGCUGCUUUCUUUUCUUAUACAUACUUAUAUUUUACUAUAGGUUUCUCAUGUAUUUUCCUACGCAAAUACCUAUCUCUACUGUGUGUGUGUGUGUGUGUGUGUGUGUGUGUGUGUGUGUGUGUGUGUGUGUGUGUGUGUGUGUGUUGGGGGGGGGGGGGGGUGUUCCAUGUUACUCUGUCUUUUGAAAAUCCUGGUGUAUGAAAAGUGAUAAAAUACUGGGACCAUCAGCACAUAACUGCCUCUUUUCAGUUGAGAUAUAUUAUUAAUUUUGAUAGUUAGGUUUUCAUAGCAACCUCUGUCAUCUUGUAAUUGUUGCUUGUUGUGUCGGUAAAAUUUGUGAGCAGUGCAACAGGUAUUCUUACCUCAAAUUUCCUGAGAUAAGUGUUUGCUGUAAUUUGGGAAUUUAUCAUUUGUUGGUGGGCAUUACAUGUUUUCUAAAUUUAAAAUACUAAACAUUUAAGAUUCUGUAAAGAUUAAAAAAUCAGUUUUUAAAACAUUAAGCAUUUAAUCUACACAAAGCUCUCGCUUAGGAAGAACGGUAUGGAGGGUAAAGUGUGUUAUUUGUAAGUAAUACUUAACUACUUUGUACUUCCCUUGUCUGCUGAAUACACCUCCUAAUUGUUUAAUUAUUUACACAUAUAGCCAGUUUUCUUGUCAUUGUCAUGUAUUUUUAACAUGAAUAUUAAGUGAAGUCCAAUGUUUAAACACUGCAGAACAUUACAGCAAAAAAUGACAUUGUGAAAAAAAUACUCUAGAAAUGUUCAAACAAUGAAGUAAUAAACAAUUUGAUAUCUUCUCCUUACAGAGAUGAAUGUUAAAUGUUUCAAACAAAAUUGUACCUAUGCAGUCUUAUUGCAUUUCAUUCAUUCUCCCUAGGAUUGUAUUGGCAAUGCCAUCAUGAAUUUUGGUGAAAAAUAAUCAAAAUUUUCGUUUACGGUUGUUAAUAUUAUUACUAAAAAAUAUGCUAUUUUUAUCAUUGAUUGAGUGUAAUUUAUUGGACCACAGUUAAAUAAUUAGUGGCAGCCAUUCGCUCUGCAGUGACACUCGAUGUUUCAUAUUGAUUGGAAAGUGUUUAGUGUGUUGAAUAUGUAUGUUACAGUGCUGUUAACAUGUAUGCAUCCAAGUAGGUAAUUUUUUUUUAAAAAAAAACUCCAGUUACAAAGGUUUUUAUUUUCAGUGCACUUAAAAUUAAUGAGUGGCAUCUUUCAAUGUGCAACAGACACAUGCUUUAUGGGUUUAGAUAAUUCCCCAAGUAAUGUGGUUUGUGCAAUAAUUGUAUGAACUGCGAACGCAGUGGCUUAUUCUGUGGGCUUGUGAAGUUUUUGAUUCAAGUGUUGGUAUAUAAUAUGCUACUGAGCAACAGAUAAAUGAGCGGGACACCCUAUGCGUGGGAGUGCAAGAAAUUGACAUUUUAAUUCUUUAGUGGCGGUCAAACUUCAACCAUUGCCGAGUAAUUGUUUCUAUUUAUAUAAUGUACUGAUAAAACAAAGUUCUUUUCCUUCACAGGCAUGUAGCAGUUGUUGCAAUAUUUCUUUCCCUCAGUAUAUAAUUAUUUUAUUCUUCAAAUUGUAGCUACUUCAUGUUCUUUGCAGUGGUUUGUUCAUAGCAUUCAUACUUCAAUGGCUAUUCUUUCUUGUUACCUAAUCAUGAGCACUAUCUUCUACAGUACAGUUACUUCCAGUUUCUUGGGUACAUGUAGUUUUGCGCCUUGUCUUUAAUGGUUCUUAAGAUGACAUAUGAAACACUUCUCUUCACCUUGUAUUUUGUGUGUGUACAUUUUGAAUUAACAGAGUCAUGUUAGGUAAUGAACAGUUAACUGAAAAAUGUUAACGCAAAGAUACAAGUUAAAUAGCACCUAUUAUUUUUGGCAGCACUUUCUUUCCUGGGGGGUGGGGGGUGAUGUGUGUGUGUGUGUGUGUGUGUGUGUGUGUGGGGGGGGGGGGGGGAGAGAGAGAGAGAGAGAGAGAGAGAGAGAGAGAGAGAGAGAGGUGUCUCUUUGUGAACUUCCAUUCUCCUCUGGCCAUGCCAAAACUGUGUGAAAUUGAAUUAAUGGUAAUCUGUCUUCUUCUUACGUUCUCAUUUGAGUUUAGGUCCAACGCACCUCUCCCAUCUAGCUACCUAGCUCUUAAAAAAUUUUACUAUCCUUGCAGCAUUGCUUCCUGGAUCAUUUGCCCAUAUUAGUGUGGAGAAUCAGUUAUCAGAAACAGGCAAAUUGAAUGCAUAAUUUUAUUUCAGUACCAGAUGCUAACUAAAAUCAAGAAAUACAAUUAAUUGAAACAUAAUAAUGAGAGAGGUCGGUUGUUCUUGAUCAGCAACAUUCAGUGUAGGAUAGUAAGAACUAACGGAAAUCCCAGUAAACCUUUGAACUUAUAACAUGUGUAACCUAGUGAAUAUUUUAUAACUGUGUAGAAAUGUAUGGAAAUAGUUUACUGCUCCAUGUGUUUGUGAGGUCUUCAUAAUUUUGGUCAUGUGGAUCAAAUUUGCCAUUAAUUGUCAGUGAAUGUAUUACAGCAUGCAAGCAUUUAAAAUAGAUCCCAUAAGGUUGUUACAUGAAAUAAUGCCUGCAAUGGUAUAUAAAUUGUCUAUUUUGAUGAAGCCAUACAUUUGAUCAAAAAGUGAAGGUAUGUGAUCUCUCGUUUUCUUAAUAGGGAAAAUAAACAAAAUCACUGGCCCUACUGUUGCUGCUGCAUGUAUGUCAUCUGUCACAGUCAUGUGCCACUUUUUUAGUAUCAAAAUUAAAUGGUCUUCAUUACAUGAUUUUAUUUUAGCAUCUGUAAAAGCAGCUGUUAAUCAGUUUAUUAAUUUUCUUUAGUGAACUGGCUGAAUGUGGCAAAUAUUUUUAGAAAACUAUUUGUUAUUGUUCCUGCUGACAGGGUGAUAUCUGUAUGAAAAAUCCACAUUACUUUAUGGGGUGAUUUUAAGAUGGACAUGUUUCUACAAAAUUGUGGAAAUAAAAAAUGUAAUUUGUAAGGAGUAUGAAAGAUCUUUUCAGGCUUUGUGCCCUAAUAGGAAGAGAAUAUUAAUUUGAAUGUGUUGGCGUUUCAGUUCAACAAAUUGCAGAGGUUGAUAUGUUAUUUAAAUUUAUUUUAAUUGUAUUUGCUGUUAAUUGUCUGAAAUAUAUUAACAAUAUAAAAGGAAUUGUCAUAACCUUGAAAAUCACAUGAUUUUUGUAGCACAAUAAUUGCACUAUAUUUCUUUACUAAUUCUUUUGUUUGUGGAGUUAGAGCGUUUAUCAUGAACCAAGACUUGUAGAUGCCUGAAAUGUUUUUUCUGUCUUAAAUUCUCAGUAAUUAGUUAUCUUUCUAGAAACAACACUGGUACUGGAUACAAAGUGUAAUUACUUGCAAAAACAUGUGUACAUCCAGGUAAGCAUCAUUGUUAAUUGGAAGACUGUUACCAAAUCUACUCUGAGCCACUAAACACUAAGAUUGGAUAUUGAUCAAUCUGGUUUUUUAAACAACAUGAAAAUUUUGGCCCUGUUGCUGGCACACGGGUAUCAGAAUAUUUCCUUGAAUAUGCAGAACAGAGGUUUUAGCAUGUAGAGAUCACAGUAAUUGUGUUUUGUAGUUGUCUCCUUCACACAUUGUCAAAGAUGUCUUUUGUUUUACAACUAUAGACUGUGAUAAUGUGGAGAUAAGACCAUUCUACAACAUUUUCACUUUUUGCAAUAACCAAUAGAAAUAUUUAGUACUGUUCUAAUGUUAUUGACCUUUUUUUAAGUAUUCCCUCAAAGAACUGCCAUUCCAGUCUAAGAACUUCACUUGCUCAUGCUCACGUGUUGCUGGAAGGUGAGUUUGUGCUACAGUAAAAAGAUGUCGGCAUGAUUGUGCCGUAUGUGAGCCCACUGGCCUGUGCUGUGCUUUAGAUAAAAUUUAUACUUGAAAAGCAGCUAAAGAUGCAAAUAAAAUGGCAUUGUGCGCUGGUGUGUCAAUGCCCACCUGUUUUA
Messenger RNA from Schistocerca gregaria, 8820 nucleotides. RefSeq names its product ataxin-2-like. Gene Ontology annotation, cellular component: cytoplasmic stress granule. The coding region runs from base 504 to 3542 and encodes 1012 amino acids. The transcript is spliced from 13 exons. Gene Ontology annotation, molecular function: RNA binding. Lineage: Eukaryota; Metazoa; Arthropoda; Insecta; Orthoptera; Acrididae. Gene Ontology annotation, biological process: cytoplasmic stress granule assembly. The record is from RefSeq and is a predicted model, not a curated record.